Messenger RNA from Diatraea saccharalis (sugarcane borer), 1113 nucleotides. The record is from the annotation of a GenBank genome assembly. Lineage: Eukaryota; Metazoa; Arthropoda; Insecta; Lepidoptera; Crambidae.
AUGGAAAGGAAUAAUAAUAAGGGAGGUGUUGGAGAGAGGAUGGCGUCAACAUCAUAUAAAACACAAAACCCAAUGGAGUUAACUUGGGGAUGUUGCACAAUGGAUUUGGAUGACAGCGCAUUUCUUCAAUGUGCUAAAUGCAAGCAUGCUUACCAUACGGCUUGCUUACCUGGCACUUAUAUAGAUCCUGCUACUUCCGAUGGUCUAAUGAAUUUUCUGUGCCCACUCUGCGAUAAAAGGAAGCCGGGUAAAAACGACAACACCCCAAUUCGUUUUAAUUCAAACGCAAUAAUGACGAGAUCUACUAAGCGACAAGCAUUGAAUUCCCCCCCAAAUGAGAAACCAAUAACGAAUAGUGAAAUGCAAGAAAUCAUUAAGAGUAUGUUAAUGGAGGUUCAGGUGUCUAUGCGUAAUAUGAUAACUAGUACAUUGAAUGAGGAAUUUAAAACAUUUACGGAUGAAUUAAAAGAAGUUAAAGAGUCGAUGAACUUUAUGAAUAUAAAAUACGAAGAGGUCAGAAAAGAGCAAGCUGAAACUAAGGAAAGAAUGAAGCUUUUGAAAAGUGAGAGUGACAUAGCUAAAGCAAAAUUGAAGGACCUUGAAAGUAGAGUAAAUUAUCUGGAACAAAAUGCACGAGCAAACAAUUUAGAAAUUCAGUGUGUCCCUGAAAAGAAAGAUGAAAAUCUAUUGAAUAUCAUAGAAGAAUUGGGCAAAACAAUAAAUUGUAAGGUCACCACUGAACAAUUAGCUUAUUUUACUCGAACUCCCAAAUUGAAUAAAGAUAACGAUCGUCCAAAAUCAAUAAUAGUUCAAUUCAUAACACCUAAAAAGAAAGAUGCCUUCUUGGCGGCAGCAAUAUCGUUUAACAAAGCUAAUCCAAAUAAUAAAUUAAACUCUUCUCAUGCUGGAAUACCGGGAAAAAUGACAGCAAUUUUUGUUACUGAACAUCUAUCUAUGUCAAAUAAAGCACUUCACGCGGCGGCCAGGCGUGCAGCAAAGGAGAAGAACUAUAAAUACGUAUGGAUUCGAAACUCACGUAUUUUUAUGAGAAAAACAGACAAUUCACCGUACCUUAUUAUCAAAAGCAUGGAGGCGUUGCAAAAUUUGGAUUAA